UCGUUGAAAGCAAGGGGCAGGGGGCGCGGUUGGCGAGUGCUGCAGGCCCAGCCUCAGCUGGACCCUUCUCGUUUCCCGGCCAAGCAUCACAGGAUUUCACACACGACACGCGUACGCACACUCCUCUCUAGUCACACUAAAGAACAUGAGACGUUGACACGCUUCACUUCCAGCUCCAAAGAACGAUUGCAGAAAAAGAUACGCUACAUUUUCCACGCUAUUUGCUAACUUUUGAUUUCUGCUGGAAGCGAUGAACUCGUCGGGCAGUCGCCCCUCUAGAUUGGGCAGGAACCCCUUCGUUCAUAAACUAAGAUUCAGCACGACAGACAAAAUAAAGAUUGGACUGAUGUCUGUAACGGUGUUUCCAGUGCGACUACUCUUGGUAUCCUUUCUCAUGCUGCUUGCUUGGCCCUUCGCUUUCGCAGCCUCGCUGGGGCGCAGCGAGUAUGUUCUUGAGCCACGGUCAUGGUGGAGAAGUCUUGUUUGUUGUGUUCCUUACAGUUUUAUACACGUUUCCCUAUUUGUCAUCAUGCGAGUGAUGUGGUUUUGUGGAGGUUUCCAUUGGAUUAAGGUGAAGGGGGAACGGGCUGCGCCAUCUGAGGCCCCUAUCAUCAUCGUUGCACCACACUCCUCAUAUUUUGAUGCCAUCCCAGUCACCUGCACCAUGUGUUCCAUUGUUGCCAAACUAGAGAGUGGCAGUAUUCCCGUCUGGGGCACCUUGAUCAAGUACAUCAGACCAGUGUUUGUAUUCCGCUCGGACCAGGAGUCCCGGAAGCAAACCAUUGAGGAGAUCAAGAGGAGAGCGGGUUCUGGAGGGAAGUGGCCUCAGAUCAUGAUAUUUCCAGAGGGGACGUGCACCAACAGAUCGAGUCUUAUUUUAUUCAAGGCUGGUGCUUUCAUCCCAGGCUUCCCAGUACAACCAGUGGUUCUGCGAUACCAAAACAGACUGGAUACAAUUUCAUGGACGUGGCGAGGGCCUGGAGCAUUCAAGCUCCUUUGGCUCACGUUGUGUCAACCCCACAAUGCCAUUGAGAUAGAGUACUUGCCAGUAUAUACUCCAUCUGACGAGGAGAAGAAAAACCCAAAUCUUUUUGCCAGCAAUGUCAGAAAAAUCAUGGCCAAAGCCCUGGAGGUGCCGAUCACAGAUCUGUCAUUUGAGGAUCGUGAGAUCAGUUUUUCUCAGGGACCCCUGUGCAUCCACAAUCCUAGUAGCCUACUGGAAUUCAAUCAGCUUGUCCGACGUUUAAGGCUGAAUAGCACAGACAGCCUGCUGAAGGAGCAAGCCUGCAGAGCCAGGAAGUUGCAAAGACAUCAGCUGAGUGUAGAAGACUUUGCAUGCUUUCUUCACCUGCCUGUCACAGAUGUACUUCAACAGGUUUUCAACCUUUUUGCUAAGGAUGAAGAGGGACACAUAGACAUCAGACACUUUCUCAUUGCCUUGUCUACCAUUCACCGACCAUCAAGGUCAAUGGAGACCCUCAAGCUGGCCUUCGGGCUGUAUGAGAACGAGGACAGCGGCGAGGUCCAUGAAGACGAGCUGGCCUCCACACUUGAAAUAAUGUUGGGGGUGAAAGAAAUGGAAUUGUCAGUGUUGCUUAUGGAGCUCGAUAGAAUAGACACUGAAAAAAUUACAUAUGACGAACUUUAUCAUUUCAUAGAACAGCAUCCACGCUUUGUCCAGGACUACCUCGACUUCAAAGACCACCCUCGCAAAUUUUGUAUACGUCGCCCGAAAACCUCCAAUGGCCAGAACCAUGACAAAGACCACUGAAAACAACUAUUCAGCCCAACUAUUUGUCUUCACUUUCCUUGGCUGCCACUUAAGUGCCUUUACAGGGACGGAUAAUAAACACUGAAUGGAAGUGAAGCAAACAAGUGGCGUGGAAGGCUUUCUGGAUGUAUCAAAGCACUGUGCAUGAUUUUUUUCUCUGAGAUUUGUUUUAUAAGUCUACAAGCGAUUAUUUAUUCAUGGACUCCUUUGCGCAGUUUCUGCGGAAGAUUAAUAAAUUGUCUCAGGAUACAAAAGGUUUUUAUCCAACGUGUCUUGAUAGUUUGUUAAAUGGAACCAGAUCACCUUCAUAUAUCUGAGGGGGAAAAUGUAAAAGAGGACUCAGUCGCUAUCUUGUAAAAUGAGUUUUUAUUACUGUUGUAUAUUAUUUUUAUUAUGUGUUUUCAUGGUGGUUUCACAAUUUUGAUAUAGCUUAGUCGUGUUCUCAUUUGCAUUUUGACAGUUUAAACAAAGACAGCACUGUAAAAGUUUUUCUUGGGAGGUGGUCUUGGUUUUUAACUGGAUCAAUGUGCUUUGUAUCAUGACUCCAGUAUAAAAAUAGUAAUUCAAAAAAACCAAUAAAGUAUAUGUUUUUAUUUUUAAGACAAAGUAUAGCACUUUUGUUUUUCCACGU
Messenger RNA from Corythoichthys intestinalis (scribbled pipefish), 2402 nucleotides. It is a transcript of the gene lpcat1, whose product is annotated as lysophosphatidylcholine acyltransferase 1. Lineage: Eukaryota; Metazoa; Chordata; Actinopteri; Syngnathiformes; Syngnathidae. Gene Ontology annotation, cellular component: endoplasmic reticulum. The record is from RefSeq and is a predicted model, not a curated record. The transcript is spliced from 14 exons. The coding region runs from base 251 to 1771 and encodes 506 amino acids. Gene Ontology annotation, molecular function: lysophosphatidic acid acyltransferase activity; calcium ion binding; 1-acylglycerophosphocholine O-acyltransferase activity.